GGGAGCGGGCUGCGCUGUUGCCCUUUUAAGCGAGCAGCGGGUGCGGGAGGCUGGUACAAAGGAGCUGCCGCCGCGCUCGCCGUCCCCCCCCGCCGGCUGGGGCUGCCCCGGCCCCCCCCCCCGCCCUCCCGCCAUCUUCCGCCCCGCAGGCGCGGCCGGGGCCAGGGUCGGGCCGGGCUGAGGCGGAGGGAGGCGGCGGCAGAGCGGGCCAGGCGGCGCAGGCCCGGGCCCGGAGAUGAGGCCAGGAUGUCGGUGUCAGGGCUGAAGGCCGAGCUGAAGUUCCUCGAGUCUAUCUUCGACAAGGACCACGAGCGCUUCCGCAUCGUCUCCUGGAAGCUGGACGAGCUCCAUUGCCAGUUCGUGCUCCUGCCGCCGCCGCCGGGCUCCAGCCCGCAGCCGCCGCCGCCGCUCACCAUCCACUGCAACAUCACGGAGUCUUACCCCUCUUCAUCACCAAUAUGGUUUGUAGAAUCAGAUGACCCAAACCUGACUUCAGUCUUAGAGCGUUUAGAAGAUAUUAAGAAGAGCAAUACUCUGCUUCUUCAACAGCUGAAGCGAUUAAUAUGUGACCUCUGCAGAUUAUAUAACCUUCCUCAGCAUCCAGAUGUUGAAAUGUUAGAUCAGCCAUUACCAGCUGGACAGAAUGGAACAACAGAAGAAGUUACAUCAGAGGAGGAGGAGGAAGAAGAUAUGGGUGAAGACAUUGAAGAUCUGGAUCAUUAUGAUAUGAAGGAGGAGGAACCAGUUGAUGGGAAGAAAUCUGAGGAUGAAGGCAUUGAAAAAGAGAACCUUGCAAUCUUAGAAAAAAUCAGAAAAAAUCAAAGACAAGAUCACUUAAAUGGUGCAGUCUCUGGGUCAGUUCAGGCUUCAGAUCGACUUAUGAAAGAACUCAGGGAUAUAUAUAGAUCACAGAGUUACAAAACAGGGAUAUAUUCAGUGGAACUGGUAAAUGACAGCUUGUAUGAAUGGCACGUUAAGCUUCUAAAGGUUGAUCCUGAUAGCCCACUGCAUAGUGAUCUUCAGGUCUUAAAAGAAAAAGAAGGUGUAGAAUACAUUUUACUCAACUUCUCUUUUAAGGAUAACUUCCCUUUUGAUCCUCCCUUUGUGCGAGUGGUGUCUCCUGUGCUCACAGGAGGGUACGUCCUAGGUGGAGGUGCAUUAUGCAUGGAACUUCUUACUAAACAGGGCUGGAGCAGUGCCUAUUCCAUAGAAUCAGUCAUCAUGCAGAUCAAUGCCACUUUAGUCAAAGGAAAAGCCAGAGUGCAGUUUGGAGCCAAUAAGAAUCAAUAUAAUCUAGCAAGAGCACAGCAGUCCUAUAAGUCUCUAGUACAAAUACAUGAGAAAAAUGGCCUUGUUUUGAUGUGCUGAGGCCUUGGUAGUGGUAACCAUUAAGGAAGAGAGAAAGUGGAAAAAAAGACCAGAGACUAAAAAAGGCAAAAAGUCCAAGGGAAGUCCAGUGCUGCCUGGAAUGCUGUGCAAUAGAAAUGUGAGAUACAGUUAUUGUUUUACCCUGUUUAAAGCCAGUUUAUGGUCUCUCAGCUGCCUAAAACAAGUAUUUGAGUGCUGCAGGUGUAAUUGCUUUCAUUGUGCCAGGCUGAGAAUAAAAUAAAUGACCUGAGGCUUCAAAAAAAUUUAAGUGGUUUACAUGUUUUGUAAAAGUAGUCAGCAGGGUUGGUGUUCUGCUCUUGUGAUGAGGGUGUUAGUCCCAGUUUCCAUUUUGAUGUUCUGUGGUCCAGGCUGGACACAGUCUCCUCAGGGAAUUCAUGUUGCUCUGAACAUGAGAGCAGCAGUGUGACUGUAGUGAGCACUUCAGUUUCCCUGCCUCUAAAACUAAACAUAAAUUACUGCAUUCUCUGGUAUUGGGAGGAAGAUCCAAGAUAACAACUUGAAAAUGCUUUCCAAUUUUCUGAUAUUUUGAUCUUGCUAUUAACUGAGUCUUUUGCUUUUUCAGUUUGCUACAAAAGCCAGCUUGGCUGUGAGUUUACUUCUAGCUAUAUGCUAGCCCUGAAUACAGUGAUUACUGCUGGGUCAGGAGCUGUACACAAAGCAUUCACAGCAUUAAUUGCUGCUGCAAAAGGUGUCUUGAACUUACAGCUGUUACCUUCUUCUCUGGGACACCGUAAAUAGUCUAUGUACUCACUGUACACAAAUUUAGAGGGUUAUUUAUUAUAGAGGCUGGGAGAAUUCACAUUGGAGAUGUGGAGGUCACAUAAGAAACUGUGCAGGCUUGAUCAGAAAUGGUUCAACUGCUGAACUUGCCAAAUCCUGUGGGGAGGCAAGUUACUCAGCUAACAUUCCUACAGCAAGACAUGCAGGAUCAGGAUGAAGUGUUUAAAUGCUUGUGUGAGCCUAACUCUGCAGUACACAAGAUGUGAUGUAUGUACAAGUA
Apus apus (common swift) is the source of this 2389-nucleotide messenger RNA. RefSeq names its product ubiquitin conjugating enzyme E2 Q2 (gene UBE2Q2). The record is from RefSeq and is a predicted model, not a curated record. The transcript has 13 exons. NCBI's taxonomy places the organism in Eukaryota, Metazoa, Chordata, Aves, Apodiformes, Apodidae. The coding region runs from base 247 to 1368 and encodes 373 amino acids. Gene Ontology annotation, molecular function: protein binding.